AUGUCCAAUGAAGAAAGGUUAACAACUCUUACCCAGAAGCUACAGAUUCCACCAAACUUUUUACGAAUCGAGCAUAUAACCGACACAGCUGCUAUAUCCGAGCUUGAACGUUGGAAACGCGACGCGGCAUCAGUAUUGCAAGAUAUUCUUCACAUUAUCAAAACCAAACAAUCUUUGCCAGUGGAUACACAAAGCGAUGUACUCUUCAGAACGCUGCCAUUCGCCUCGAAUCAUAUACUAGAUAGGGAUGGAAUAAUUCAAGUUUCUUAUGGUGACGAACCCUGGAUGUCGCCCGACUCACGCUAUGCCGCCGACGAGUAUAAGCUGAAGCCAAUAUUUAAAUUAAGUCCGCAUCCCAAUCUUCAUGCUGAAACUGGACGAAAGGUCACCAAUCGCCCCGGUGGCCCAUUGGCGGUUCACGACUAUUACGAGGAGCAAAAGUGGAAAGAAUACCCAGGAGUCGAAAAGAUCGUCUUGUGGUGUAUAUCUGGAUUACAGGAAAAUGUAUAUGAAACAAUGUGGCAUUUACUGAUCCCUCCGGUUAUGACUUUGUUAGAUGACUUUGAGGCUAGAAAUAAGUUGCAUGGGGUGAUUAUUGUUCGACAAAUGCUGUCAAACGUACCUAAAGUCCUUCUACGAAGGACCGGAGUUGACGGCUUGCUGAGACAAUCAUUAAAGACAUCACUUUCUCAUUUACAAAGUCCAGAAACACCACGACUUCUGAAAUUAGCAAUCGAAACAUCUGUCUCUUUGACUUUACUUACUACCUCUCCUUCGCCAGGAGGAAAACCGUCCCCAGACCGUUUUAAUGAACUGUCCUCACUUUUAGGAGAGGGUAUCAUUACAGGCAUCUGGUUGUAUGCCGAAGACAAACCAGAUGCCGUCAACGCAACCUUUGAAGCUCUUCCCUUCCUUUUGAAAGAACUUGGUAUUGGAAGCAUUCGGUUUAUGAAGCCCUUGAUUCCCCAGCUUACACAUACACUUAUUCCCCGCCCGUUGGUCGAACCAGACACAACGAUGCAACUUUCAGCUAUCAAGGUCUUAUACACCUUGCUUGAUGUCUGUGAACCCAGAAUCGAGCCUUGGAAAGAAACAAUUUUGAAUGCAAUCGGACGAUGUUGGGUUGGAUUGAUGGACCAAGAGCGUGGUGCCCCGAAUACAGAAGUGAAGAAAGGUCUCCAGAUGCUUUGCAUGAAAAUGGCCGAAAUCUGCCCUUCUGUGACACAGAAUGAAUUCCAAAAACUUCUUCAGGCAGACAAGGAAUUGUUUGAGGAUUUAUUACCUCGACACGGCCGUGUGGCAACGUAA
Psilocybe cubensis is the source of this 1308-nucleotide messenger RNA. RefSeq lists its product as uncharacterized. Gene Ontology annotation, cellular component: cytosol; centrosome; nucleoplasm. Bases 1 to 1308 code for a protein of 435 amino acids. The transcript has 7 exons. Lineage: Eukaryota; Fungi; Basidiomycota; Agaricomycetes; Agaricales; Agrocybaceae. The record is from RefSeq and is a predicted model, not a curated record.